CCAUCUCUCUCAAAAAUGGCGGACGCCGAGCAAAAGUACGUGGACGGGCCCGAGAACGGUCACUUCGAAGACGACGGGGAGGAGGGCGGUCAGGGCCAGGGCCAGAGCCAGGGCCAGGCCGCGGGCGGGGACAGUGCGGCGGCGGCGGCGGCAGCGGCGGCGGACGGAGCCGAGCCCCAGCCCCAGGCCGAGGGCGAAGGCUCGAAGAUUAACGCCAGUAAAAACGAAGAAGACGCGGGGAAAAUGUUUGUGGGAGGCCUGAGCUGGGACACCAGCAAAAAAGACCUGAAAGAUUAUUUCGCCAAAUUCGGCGAAGUGGUGGACUGCACCAUCAAGAUGGAUCCCGUGACCGGCAGAUCCAGGGGGUUCGGGUUUAUUCUCUUCAAGGAAUCUGUGAGCGUCGACAAGGUUUUGGAACAAAAAGAGCAUAAACUGGAUGGAAGAGUCGUUGAUCCUAAGAGAGCAAUGGCAAUGAAGAAAGAACCUGUAAAGAAAAUUUUUGUUGGAGGUCUUCAUCCUGACACUCCAGAGGACAAGAUCCGAGAAUACUUUGGAGCUUUUGGCGAGGUGGAAUCAAUUGAACUGCCCAUGGACAGCAAGACCAACAAGAGGAGAGGAUUCUGUUUUAUCUCAUUUAAAGACGAAGAGCCAGUGAAGAAGAUUCUGGAGAAGAAAUACCAUGAUGUUGGAACCAGCAAGUGUGAAAUCAAGGUUGCCCAACCUAAGGAAGUCUAUCAGCAGCAACAGCAAUGGGGAGGCCGAGGUUCCUUCACAGGAAGGGGCAGUGGACGUGGACGUGGAGGAGGAAGUGGGGAAGUAGUGGUGGUCAAAGUCAGAACUGGAAUCAAGGAUACAGCAGUAGCUACUGGAAUCCAGGCUAUGGCAGCAGCUAUGGUUACAGUGGUCAGGGUGGCUAUGGUGCCUAUGGCGGCUAUGAUUAUACUGGCUAUAACUACAAUAGUGGUUACUAUGGUGGAUAUGGACAAGGAUAUGACUACAAUCAGAGUAAUGGUAACUACGGAAAAGCUUCAAGACGUGGUGGGGCGGGUCACCAGGGUGGUUACAAACCAUAUUAAAAUGGACUGUGAAUGCAGGAACCUCUUGCAGGCCAUUCCCCCUGAACUACACUUGGGCCCGCACAUUGCACACGAGAUGGUUGUGCUCUCGCAUGCUGCACUGUGGUCAUCGGCUUGGUAAAAACUUUCAUGGGUCCUCUAAACGCAGCUGUGUUGCACUUAGGGACUAACAUUUCUUUGGACUGUUGACUCUGGAUUACUCCCCAAAUGUACAGAUUAAGUUUUAGGGAAGCCUAUGUCACUUUUCCACUUUUUUUAUUUUGUAGUCUGUCUGUGUCGUACAUUUCCUGUGAUGGAAGUGGUUUUUACCGUACUUUUUGGUACCUUAUGGACUCUAAUAAUGUAUAAUGUAAGUUUGUAUUUUGCAUAAUUACUGGAUUUGCAGCAAUGACUUGGUUAUUGGAGCUGUCCGAGUUCUUGAAAUAAAAGUUCCUUUUGUGUA
Callorhinchus milii (elephant shark) is the source of this 1518-nucleotide messenger RNA. Its product is annotated as heterogeneous nuclear ribonucleoprotein D-like. The transcript has 9 exons. Gene Ontology annotation, cellular component: nucleoplasm. Bases 16 to 1197 code for a protein of 393 amino acids. Gene Ontology annotation, biological process: regulation of gene expression. NCBI's taxonomy places the organism in Eukaryota, Metazoa, Chordata, Chondrichthyes, Chimaeriformes, Callorhinchidae. Gene Ontology annotation, molecular function: RNA binding. The record is from RefSeq and is a predicted model, not a curated record.